CACUGGUGUAUAGUAACACCAACCUUCUCUUGUAACUUACCCUUUAGCAAUGGCGGAAAUAGUACAUGAUUUUUUCCCAUUGAUGAGAGUUUACAAAGAUGGUCGAAUCGAAAGGCUGAUGGGAGAGGGUUUUGUCCCACCUGAAUCGGAUCCUGAAACUGGAGUACAAAUCAAAGACAUUGAAAUUGAUCCACAAAUUAACCUAUCAGCAAGACUCUACCUGCCCAAAAAUGUCGACACCGUUCAGAAAAUUCCCCUUUUCGUCUACUUUCACGGCGGUGGCUUUGUGAUAGAAUCUGCUUCUUCACCUUCAUAUCACAAGCAUCUUAGCACGGUAGCAGCUGAAGCAAAAGUCGUCAUCGUUUCUGUUAACUACAGGUUAGCUCCUGAGUACCCGUUACCCAUAGCUUAUGAAGAUACAUGGCUAGCUCUCAAAUGGGUCGCUUCACAUGCUAAUGGUGAUGGCCAUGAGCCAUGGCUAAAAGACCAUGCCGAUUUCAAUCGGGUUUAUUUUGGGGGAGAUAGCGCCGGUGGUAACAUCGCACACCAUAUAGCAAUUCGGGUCGGGUUGGAAAAGUUGGAUGGUGUGAAACUUGAAGGGAUUUUCCUUGCCUGUCCAUUUUUCUGGGGGAAGGAUCCGAUUGACGGUGAGGGGGAAAACCUGGGUGCCAAGGGUUUCGUUGAGAAGCUAUGGCUGUUUGCGAAUCCGAAUAGCUCGGGAUUAGAUGACCCGUUGAUUAACCCGGAGAAGGAUCCGAAAUUGUCUAGCUUAGGAUGUGAUAAAGUACUUGUGUAUGUGGCCGGAAAAGAUCCGUUGAGAUUCAGGGGAUUUUACUAUAAGGAGGCGUUGGAGAAGAGUGGGUGGCCGGGGACGGUGGAGGUUGUGGAGGUUAAAGAUGAGGAACAUGUUUUUCACCUGUUUGCUCCAGAAGCUGAAAAUGGGAUGGCAAUGUCGAAAAAAUUGGUCUCUUUCCUUAAUCAGUCCUAG
Solanum verrucosum is the source of this 988-nucleotide messenger RNA. Its product is annotated as probable carboxylesterase 7. Gene Ontology annotation, molecular function: hydrolase activity. The coding region runs from base 50 to 988 and encodes 312 amino acids. Lineage: Eukaryota; Viridiplantae; Streptophyta; Magnoliopsida; Solanales; Solanaceae. The record is from RefSeq and is a predicted model, not a curated record. The transcript has a single exon.